GCGAUAUAACUACUCUCUACUUCGUCACACUUAGUGCUGAUGAAGUUCUGGCACGGGGACGUGUAGGGGUCGCACGAACAGCGCGGUCUCAGCCGACGGGAGCCUGCCCGUGGUCCUCUAGCCGUUUACCAACCCCAGUAAUGCGUAGCUUCAACGAGCUUUAACAAUGCCGCAAUGUCGGGAAGUGCGAGACAAGUAACAAGCACGCGCAAAUACCAUGGCAAGCGCAAGCCCCGCCUGGAAAGCCGCCGGGCAACGCUGCUCCACCUUUGCAACCUGUAUCCGGGACAGGUUGAGGGCGUUCAACACUAUCGCACGCUCAUCACCCUGGAUUAUACUAGGUGUACCGUUUCUGACAUUUCUUGUACUAGCAGCAGCAGGGAUCAUAGCCGUUGCGUUGAGCGCGAGAGGCGCUGCGCAGCAUUCUCGAGACGAGGCCUUGUCGCUGGCUCGGGCAGCUGCUUCACAGUACGGCCAGCAACUAGCGUUCGCUAGCUCUGCGGUGGAGGUUCUGGCUGCGGUGGUGAGCGCCAACCCCAGCUAUGACCGCGCCUCCAGCCGCUUCAACACUACGGCACCCGCGUUGCUGGAUACGGCGCCCACAGGCUCAAUCUCUUCCUUGCAUGUGCUUCCUUCCGGGCGGCUGCGGUUGGUGUAUCCAACUACCGAGGCCGUUUCGGACAUGUUAGGUUUCGAUGCCCUUGCCGACACAGGUCCCGCAAUGGGUGACACGUACUCGGAGGAUCUGGCGUUUGUCGGGCCCCUUCCUCCUAUGCCCGGUCGGGAGGCUGAGGGGCCGCUGCUGCUGGUACGGCGGGCCAUCUUCGUCCCACUGCCUGCCGACUUAAGUAACAACUUUGGCCGACCGGACUUGCCAAACCCUUCGUGCGGGGACCUGUGCGCUUACAAUCAGACUCGUGGAACCGUAUUCUGGGGCCUGGUUGUCUGCGAGGUCCUGGUGCGAGCGCUUGACAGCAGCUCUGCAGCGGCGUCGCAGCAGAGCCACCCUCAGCCGCUGCUACCCACGGCGUUGGCGACGCCUGCGGUGUCUGCCCUCCGCGCGCUGGGCGGCGUGGGUUACGCCUACCGCCUGACUGCCGGGAAUGGUGUGGUGGUGACGGCGUCAGGAGACGAAGCCCCACGUGAACCGGUCACCGCAUCCCUCGCCCUGCCAGGCAGUGAGUGGCAGCUGCAGGUGUGGCACCAGUCGGGCAGCUGGAAGCCGGGCUGGUUCGGCGGCGCGCUGGCAGCCGCGAUCCUACUGGCGGCGGCGGCGGCGCUGCUGCUGUGCCGCAUGCUGGUCUCCAGGCGGCGCCACGCUAUGCUGCUGGAGGCGCUGCUGCCGCGGGACCUGCUCAAGGAGCUCAGUGCCACACACGCCGAGACGAUGGGGCGGGCCGGGCCGCUGGAUGCAGCCGCGUCGCCCGCGGGGCUGCUGCUGGAGCUGCUGGGCAGCCUGCUGGCGGGGUCGCCGCCCGACCUGCGCCAGGUGGUUCUGCUGCGCUCACUGGUGCUCCGGCAGGCGGACUGGUACCACCCGCUGGGGGUGGCGCAGGCCAUCAAGGGUGCACACCUGGAGAGCGACGUGGCCCGCGCAUUGAUGCGGCAACUGGGCACGGGCUCGGGCACUGACAGCGUGUCAAGCAGACCAGACUUCUGGAAGACGGAUGACGAGGGUGUCGAUGUCAACGACGGCGAUGGCGGAUACGAUGGCGUUGAAAGUGACCCGAUGGAGCGGCGGCAGCGCGGCAGCGCGGCAGGUGGCGGCCGGGCCGGAGGGGGUUGGCAGGGCGCGGGCGGUGGCGGUGUGGGUGGCGUGGACAGCGACGCCGUUGAUCCGGCGCAGCAGCAGCAGGAGCAGCUGGGCACCUUGCGCGGCGCGCUGGCGUUUGUGCUCUCUCCUGCUGCGCAAGCCCUGCCGCUGCCACUGGCGGCAGCCAGUCGGGCUGGUCCGCUACAUCUGGGGUCGAACAGCGAUAGGGCGGCAGCCGCCACCGGCGGCGCUGCCAGCUCUAGCACGGGCCGGCGGCGGCGGCGGCGCAGCAGCCUGCUUGGCCUGCAGGCGGGCGGCGGCGGCAGCGCUGGCCCAGGCAUGACACCCCUGCAGCAGCCGUCGGCGCCACUGAUGAGCGCGGCGGCAAUGCAGGCAAUCUCGGCCGCCGACAUCGACGCCGUUACCUUGGACCUGGCGUCCGCAGCUGUCGAGUUGCUAGAGACAACAGAGGACUUGGAGUUAGCCGCGUCCGGCGCGCUCCGCAGCUACCCAGUGCUGAUGCCGCCUGUCGGCCCGCUGGGCCUGCAGCAGCAUCCUUCGCAGCCGCAACAGCUGCAGUCGCAAGCGGCUCUGCUGCUGCAGUCCUGUGACUCCAUGUCGUUUGCGGGCUUGGUCCUGCACCGCACCGACAGCAGCCAACAGCAGCAGCAAGCCAGGCGUGGCGGCCUGGGCAGCGGCUGGCGGCCGAAACCGGCGGCGUCUGCCCCGCACAGUGCCGCGAGCAACUCGGGCUCCCCGCGUGCUCAACCGGCGCUGCCGCGACAGCCGCAGCAGCAGCCGCAACAGGCGCAACAGGCGCGGCGGGCGCAGACGCCCACCUACCCGUCCCUGCUUCCGCUGCCGCCUGCGGCGGCGGCGCAGUCGCCGGUGCCCUCGGGCGCCGCUGCAGGUCCCGCUGCCUCUGCAGGCAGUCGGUUGCUUCACAGCCUGCAGCAGCACAGGGUGGCGCGACAGCCGCAGCAGGACGCUCCACAGCACGCCUCCGCCACAAUUGCCGGCGGCGACACGGCGCACCUGACGGCGACGAGUGCCGGGCGCGCCGCCGCGGCGCAGGACGCCGCUGCCCCCGCUGCUGACGGCGGCGGCAGCGACCGUGCAUGCCAAGGCGGCGUGGACGCCGCAUGUGAGGCCCACCGGAGGCCGCAGCAGCAUGCAGGCCACAGUGACUUACGCGCCGGCGAGGAGGAUGGCAGCAAUCACAGUAGGGCCGCACGGCGGAGCAGCAACCGUCGGCAUGGGUCCGAGGCAACCGCCGCAGCAGCCAUGCGUCGGUUCACAGCGCGAGAGGAGGGGGAGGAGGAGGUAGAGGCUGCUGCCAUGGAUGGCUUGCUGGAGGAGGGGGAGGCGACGCGUUGCACCGCCGGCGUUCACCGCACCGCGGCGAGCUCGCGUGCUGUUGCUGGUGGUGCCAUCGUGCCGCCUCCGGCGGCACUGCUGGACCAGGUUGAGGUGCUGCUGGCUGGCUCGGGCGAGUGGCAGUACGACACGUGGGCGCUGGCGGAGGCGAGCGGCGGGCACGCGCUGUCCGUCAUGGGGUUCUACCUCAUGCAGCGGGAGGGGCUGGUGGCGGCCUUCCGCAUACAGCCCGUGAAGCUGGCCAGGCUGCUCCGUGCGCUGGAGGACGGAUACCCCGCCGACAACCCCUACCACAACGCCACACACGCCGCCGACGUGCUGCGCACGCUGAGCGUGCUGCUGCGCGGCGCCCGGCUCACCGCCCACUACGCGCACGGGCUGGGGCUGCUGGCGUCGUACUUUGCUGCGAUCAUCCACGACCACGGCCACCCCGGCCUGACCGGCGACUUCCUGGUCGCCACGUCCCACCCGCUCGCGCUGCGGUACAACGACCGUUCGCCGCUGGAGAGCCACCACGCCGCCAGUGCUUUCACGCUGCUGGCGGAGCGGCCCGACCUGGACGCAUUCGCCGAGCUGCCCAAGGAGCAGCGCACCGCCUUCAGGAAGCAGGUGGUUGACAUGGUUCUGGCCACGGACAUGAAGCAGCACUUCUCGCUGUUGACCCAGUUCACGGCCCUGCACAAGGCACGGAAGGUUGGAUUGAACGGCGACGGCGGCGGCCAUGGCGCGAACGGCAAGGGCCUCACGCCCCCUGCGACAACGGCCGGCGGCGGUGGCACGACAUCGAACGAUUCGUCAACGCAGCGGCAGCAGCAACAGCAGGGUCCGCAACAGAUGCUGCGCUCGCCGGCAGCGGCAACGCGAGCUGGCGGUGCGAUCACGUCGGCUGCCAGCAACGUGGCCCCGGCGGCGGACCCGCCGGCUGCAUCCAAGUCCUCUUCCUCCCUGCAGCAGCAGGCCUCGCAGCCGCAGGCAUCCCUGGAGCCCGCGCCGUCGCCCCAGGACGACGCAGAGCGCUCGCUCACACUGCAGAUUGCGCUCAAGGCCGCGGACAUCGGACACCUGGCCGCGGCGCUGCCGGUGCACUGCCGCUGGCUGGGGGUGUUGGAGGAGGAGUUCUUCCGGCAGGGCGACAAGGAGAAAGCUUUGGGCAUCCCCAUCAGCCCGCUCUUCGACCGCGCCAAGCAGGGCGUCAGCAAGAGCCAAGUGGGGUUCUUUGACUUUGUGGCGCUGCCGCUAGUGCGCGCGCUGACAGACGGCUUCCCAGGGGCCUCGCCGUUGGCGGCCUGCUUUGAGCGCAACUAUACACACUGGAAAACGGUGGAGGCGGAGGCGGCGGCACAGCAGGCCGCGGCGCAGCAGGCGCCAGUACAGCAGCCGCGGCAGCGAGGGGAGUAGUGUACGCAAGGUAGCAUGGGCCGUGUACAGCGGAGUGAUUGAGGUAACCAGGCAAGGGCCCCACAAGGGCCCCAUGGGCGCCGCAGUUGAAGGCGCAGCAGUAUGAACGUCGUCAUCCCGGAAUAAUGAAAACCCGAGCUAUCAUUGCUGUGAGACUUAACCAGGCCAGAAGUUCGGGGGGUGAGCUUGCAAAGGAGAACCAGGCGUGCGUUUUGAAGUGAGGGACGCGUAGCUAGGCAGUAGCCGUAUUCGAUAUUUGGCAAGAAGUGCUGAAGGGGUGUUUGCGGCCAUGUCCAAUUAUGAUGUGUGGAGGCUUCUCAGAGAUUCACAGCAAUUAUGGCUGUGUGCAAGUUGUUUGAUGUGGCCAUGUUGCGACGUGCCAACAUUCGACGUUCCGAAAUUUGACGUUGCGACGUACCUGUCUCGGGCUGCAUUCGCAUAGCUGCGCUUCCUAGCGCUCGGUUAUAUCAUUUUAUGACAUCUGUGCGGCUAACGUAACCACACCAGUCAACCCCUCCAACCUGCCCCACCCUCUGCCACGCAAUCAUCAACCUGCCGCACAUGACACUUUAUGUGGAAUACCAUACCGUGCCACGUUCAUCAUAUGCAUGGGAGUGUGUACACACAGCAAUUUGGCGGCUUGUAUGUGCAUACGGUAUGUCGCAAUGUCGUAUGUCGGGAGGUUGCAUGUUGACAUGUCGCAACCUGACCUUGUCAAAGAACAUGCAAGCCGCUGUACUGCGCUUCAAUGCCUGAAGUGCUGUCCUUUAGUUGAAGUAUGGAGGAAUCAAGUACGGCAGGAAGUAAUCUGUGGCACGGUUCUGUAGGGCAUUAAUGAUGUUGUCAAGCAACCUUCGUUUGGAGGGCAUUGCAUGUCGUUAGCAUGCUGGCUGCGAAGAAUGCGGCAUACUGUACGGUACCACAUAUGCGCGUGGCUGGUAUGGUACAUGAUGGGGACUGUAGGCUGGAAGGCGACGGGGCGUGUCCUGCAGAGUUGAGGGUGAUGUGAGGUGGUGAGGGGUCUCGUGCGGGUUUCCCGCCCCAGUCCCCCGUCGGGGCCUGUCCAUGGCAGGACCCCACAUUACCAACAACACAUGUUUCCCGGAGAAGGACCUCCAAAGGCAUCCUGAGGUGCCUGCUGACCCCCGUGGAGCGACAGCUCGGCGUCCCCUCUGAGGCUCUGCCUGACAGGGGGAGCCAGUCACUACCCACAGUACCACUGAUCUCCGGGGGCUUACUGCACUGAGUUGGGCGGCCAGGCCAGGGCAGGCUGCUGGUUUUGGCGUAGGGCGGUGGUGUGUACGGCGUGCCUUGCGAGUUCGAGCGAGGCACGUAGUUGUAGGCCGGUUGGGAUGGGCACUGAUCCAGGGGCGUAUAGGAUGGAGAAAGCGGUGUGGAAUGGUGCUUCUGCCAUGCUGGCUGGGCCCAACAAGCACGUGGACGCGCAUGCCUAGAUAUGCGCGCAACCAGCGCUCGUAUCUUUUGCAAAGAACUAAAGAAGUGGGGGGUAGGAAGCUCAGACUCGUACCCCAUGCUCGUAUUUAUAAAGCUUUAGCAGAGCAUUACGCACGUUCUUUAGUUUUGUCAGGGGUGGUCUGGUGAUCUGGGCCGCCAAAGGUGGGGGUCGGUUGUCGGGUGAUAUCGUGUGUGCGGCACCUACCUAGGCCCCCGAGUGCACCGGGGCGUGCCGGUAUUACUGUUGGUUUGCCAUCCCCUGCAUGGCGGGCUGCAUGGGCCUUGCCGGGGGGCUUAUGUGACUUGACCGCGACCUGGCUCGCUGGUUGAGUUGCCGCCAGCGCAAGCUAGCAGAAUCGGAGCUAGCAGAAUGAUUAUCACUCUGCUCUGUGUUAACUCAUACCCAACC
Molecule: messenger RNA, 6392 nt
Organism: Chlamydomonas reinhardtii
Lineage: Eukaryota; Viridiplantae; Chlorophyta; Chlorophyceae; Chlamydomonadales; Chlamydomonadaceae
Exons: 18
Coding region: 218-4528 (1436 amino acids)
Biological process (GO): signal transduction
Molecular function (GO): 3',5'-cyclic-nucleotide phosphodiesterase activity
Source: RefSeq, a predicted model, not a curated record